CAUUUAUAUAUGUAUAUUGCAUUUCCUUAUUGUUUAGUGUUGUUGAUCACGAGAUGCACCUCCAAGUUCACGUUCGUGCAGAGUCGUUACAUAGAAAUGUACCAACAACUGGAAAAAACGAAAUUUGAUGAAUACAUGAAAGAACGAGUGACGGACCUUGCAAUCUCAAACAUUAAGGCAUUUUUUGAUAAAGACGUCCGAAUGAAAAAGGACUGGGAUGCCAUUUCAGUGGCGCCACUGUGUGACGUAGAAUAUGUGAAAAAACCUAAAACUCGUCUAAAACUAGGGGGCAAUUUUCCAGAGCCUUACUUCACGCCUCUGCAUAAAUGGUCAAAUGAUGAGCGACGACGACGAGCAAAAGAAAACCUACUUGAUCAGCACAAUAAUAAGUUAGAAGAGAAGACACUGCUCCUCUCUGAAAUGGACGCCCCCUGUGAAGCUGUACCACCAAUAGAUGCUCCAGAUUGCAUUGUAUCUGAAAGUUAUAAUUCCACCCAAAAAUCGGUAUAUCUUGAUGCCGAAGAUGAUGUACUGGACAACAGGAAUGAUACUGAUAUUCCUUUGGUAAAGUUUAAUACUAAAGAGAGGUCAUCAAAUGGUAGAGGAAGCUAGAGGUUAUUUUGUUGUAUUUACAUUUGAAAUAACUGGAACAUUUAUUACGUUGACAAAUAAGUCACGGUGUUACUAACAUGAAAACUUUGCAUCAUUAUUUAUUUGCAUCUUUUGAAUAAACACUUUUCAUCUUUGUAUGAAAAUUGUUGACCACACUGCCUAAAGCUAUCUUGAAAGAAGAAGAAAGAGAACCUAAAAAACAAACAAACUUGGCUCUCCCAUUAAGAAGGUUUUUUUAAUGAUUCUCAAGCCACAUAUUGUAAUAAUAGGUGGGGGAAGUAGUAUUUUUAUUAUAUGGAAAUACUUUAAUUUUUGUUUAUCGUGGUGGAUUGAUGUGAGUAUUUUGGCAACGCAGGAAAUUAUCGAUCGUAUAUCAUCAAAAAUAUCAUAAAUAGUGUUGAAACUGAUAAAGAAAUGUUAACUGAUGUGGUUCAGAUUUGGUGUUUUUUUUAACCAAAUUAAAAGUCAAAACAACCAUGUUGGCAUGGCUAAUGAAAGUAAGUGUAACUAACGACGUCCAUAUUGGAUAUUAACUUUUCAGGAGCCGUCAAAACCACACCUUAUUUAGUGUAUAUUUGACAAUAAAACAAAUAAAAGUCAUUCUGACGCAUUUGUUGAAACUAUAACAUUAAAAAAAACGCAUU
Molecule: messenger RNA, 1256 nt
Organism: Limulus polyphemus (Atlantic horseshoe crab)
Lineage: Eukaryota; Metazoa; Arthropoda; Merostomata; Xiphosura; Limulidae
Product: calcium homeostasis modulator protein-like
Exons: 2
Coding region: 10-612 (200 amino acids)
Source: RefSeq, a predicted model, not a curated record